Lindgomyces ingoldianus is the source of this 1194-nucleotide messenger RNA. RefSeq names its product Di-copper centre-containing protein. NCBI's taxonomy places the organism in Eukaryota, Fungi, Ascomycota, Dothideomycetes, Pleosporales, Lindgomycetaceae. Gene Ontology annotation, molecular function: oxidoreductase activity. Bases 1 to 1116 code for a protein of 371 amino acids. The record is from RefSeq and is a predicted model, not a curated record. The transcript is spliced from 6 exons.
AUGGGUGUCAUUUCCCUCCAAAGGCUGUUUGCCCUUUUGGUAUCCUUCUCCCUUCUUUCUGCUGUGUGCACCGCGGACGCUGUCAAAGACUUGCAAGAUAAGGGGCGUGCUGCAGUUGAUGCUGUGGUCGCGAAGUCCACAACAUGCACAAAGGACAAGCUCCGGGUUCGGAGAGAAUGGGGAGACAUUACUGCCGCGGAGAAGAAGGCUUACAUCGCAGCUGUUCUGUGUAUCAUCCAGAAGCCGUCUAAGUUGAGCGCAACUGCUUAUCCUGGAGCAAAGAGCCGCUAUGACGACUUCGUCGCUAUCCACAUGAAGAACACGCUUUCGAUUCAUGGAACUGGAAACUUCCUCUCAUGGCAUCGCUACUUUACCUUCUCCUAUGAGAAUGCUCUCAGGACAGAGUGUGGGUAUAAUGGAACUCAGCCAUACUGGGACUGGGGCAGAUGGGCAUCCAGCCCGGAGACAUCGCCGAUCUUUGACGGAAGUAACACUAGCAUGAGUGGUCAAGGCGAGAAGGUCACACACCAGAGCAACGGCCUCAAGCCUGCUGGGAACGGGGGAGGAUGCAUCGCAAGCGGACCGUUCAAGAACAUGAUGAUUAAUCUUGGCCCCAUGGCUGCUAUGGCUGACACUAACCCACCCAAGAAUCCCAGAAGCGAUGGAUUUGGUUACAAUCCCCGCUGCAUCAAACGCGACCUCUCCAACUACUUGACUAACCGCGAUGCCACGACCGCCAAGAUCGCCUCUUUGAUCACAGGCUCAAAGGACAUCAACACCUUCCAGACCACAAUGCAAUCUGGAACCGGCGUCCACAGUGCCGGCCACUUCACCAUCAGCGGGGAUCCCGGCUCAGAUUUCUAUACCUCUCCAGGUGACCCUGCCUUCUGGCUUCAUCAUGGGAUGAUCGACAGGACCUGGUAUAUCUGGCAGAGCCAGGACUUUGCCAAAAGGCAACAGGUCAUUGCUGGGGGAACGUCAAUGCAGGGAGGAGGAAAGGCACAGACCUUGAAUGACAUUGUUGAUAUGGAUGUGCUAAAUGUCGAUGGGAAGAAGUACGCGAUCAAGGAGCUUGUCAGUACUGUUGAUGGACCUUUCUGUUACGUCUAUGAAUGAUGGCCUCGCUCUGGGUGUCUUCCGCUUGUAGCAAUGAUUACAGACUGUAGAUUUCGAAUAUCAGAUUUGGUGUGAAAG